Messenger RNA from Beauveria bassiana ARSEF 2860, 303 nucleotides. RefSeq lists its product as uncharacterized. NCBI's taxonomy places the organism in Eukaryota, Fungi, Ascomycota, Sordariomycetes, Hypocreales, Cordycipitaceae. The record is from RefSeq and is a predicted model, not a curated record. The transcript is spliced from 2 exons. The coding region runs from base 1 to 303 and encodes 100 amino acids.
AUGAGAGCCGGUUCACACAUGCCCAAAUCGAGGAUGGCAGCAAGGGGCAUGAGCUGUGCAAGUACCGCGGACACUCAGAUGCGCACCCUUCCCUACGAGACAUAUCGCGAGGACAAGAAGCGUCCGCUUCAUCCGCGCCGCGCCGGUGCAUUUGAUGUGCUACACAACGACGAGUGGUAUGAGAUCUUUGGAAGCGCUGCCCAAAGCACGAGGCAGACUCGCUUCUUGAUCGAUUAUCGCAGAUAUAUUGUGUACGAGCCAGAGAAGCGACCUUCAGCCGCUGAGCUACUAGACCAUCCAUGA